GAACGAAUCGUGCAUAGAUAUGUUCCUCUUCGUACGUGUGUAGCAUAUUGAUAAAACACGUUGUGUCCGGCGUUCUAUCUAAAAUGGAUGGAAUCUCUGGAUCAUACCAUUGAGACGAUCCCCGAAGUAUGCCGAAGCUAUGGACAAUUUACACUGUGGUUUGAGUGACGAUAUACGAAUGAAUACGAGGAACAAGGAUGAAACACCGUGGAGCGAACGACGUAAUCGUCGCUUCUUCUGCGCCGCUGUCGAGCAUCAGACCGCCGGGAGAGGGUGGCCGGGAUAGUCAUGGUAGGGACAAUACGUCAGCAUGUCGCUGCCUGCUAUCGCCUCUCCUCCAUUACAUACAACCGAGGCAGCAAACAUGGCGAGUCAGUCGCUGUUUACGGCGUGAGCAGCCUACGGCGCUUGGACCGGGGCAGCCAGUAUUCAGUGUGCGAGCAGAACUCUCAGUGGGUGAUGUGAGCUUGUGCCAUCGUAUAUUGACGAUUUUCGGUGAUUAUUACGAUUAUGGAGUUACCGAGGAAGUACGCGGCGACGAAAAAAAGGGUGGAUGGACACCAUAGCGUGAAGCGAAAAACAGCAGAGCUGACGCCUACCAGAGCGUCGCCGAAGCUGGUGCUGCGAUCUGUGGGUGAGGACGCGGAAUCAACCGCCAUACACCCGGACGAGCUAAAACCAACGUCAGAAUGCCGAAAUUAUCGGAGGAAAGUCGACACUGUAGACACACACGGAAGAUUGGAAAGCGGAAGUGGAAGCGGCGAACAGGAUGGCGGCCAGCACGAUGACGGAAUAGACAAUGGAACGAAGAAGAGAAGAACUCGCAGAGGCAAACCCAAGAACAAAAAAUUCAAGGCGUAUUCUAAACUAAUAUCCUUGGAAGAAAAGAUCUCAGCAAACAGGCAGCCACCCGCUCCGUACAAUACCACGCAGUUUCUCAUGGCUGACCACAGUGACCUGCCUGAUCUUGAGCAAAAGUUGUCGAAAGCAACAUCGCUGGAUAUUCCCGCUUCUCUGUUUCAGAAACCGGCAACGCGCACUCGCGACUCCAGUUUUAGCAUAGAUUCGAACGACGACGAGUAUUUUUAUUCCUCACCCGAAGACGAGGAGGAGUUUUUAACGAAAGAGUUCUCGUCCGCUUAUGAGGCUCUACGCGAAGAACGAUUGAAUUCCUUAACAAAAUCGGAAUUGUUGCAGGAGUACAGACUUUUAGAAGCUAAACUGGAAACAUUAACAAAGAGGUUACGGAACAAAAGUACCCCUCAACUUGACGGAAACGAUGGGGCGGAAAGUAAGAACGUUCCCGCUUUGGAUGCCGAGAUAGCGAAAAAAGAUUCGGAGAGCAAGAACACAUCUAACACGGAUAUCGAAGUUACGAAGAAGUUGAAGCUGUGUCAGCAAAGGGUGGACGACCUGAUACAAAAGACCAAGCAGCUGAGCCAGGAGAACGAGCAAUUACGAAAAUACGCGGAGGAAGCACAGAGAUUGAGAAAGAGCAGCUCCGAGUCUACCAUUGAUACCGAAUGUGAUAGUAGUGAUAGCGACAGCUCUACUUCUAGCGAUAGCAGCCGAAAUUCUUGUAGCGGGUGCUCCUUUGUAUCAAGUACGCAAACAUCUCCGAAUCGCUCUUACAAGUCUAGAUUAGAUAAUAAUAAGGAAAAAACGGGUGAUAGAAUCGAUAGCUGCGAGACUAGCCAAAGCGGAAGUCCCCGAACAUGUACGACACCCACUAACUUUUCUAACGGUCUUACGAUCACAAACGAAACCGGCGGAUUACCCACCUAGAUUUUAAACCCGUUUACUCGGACAUUAAUGCGUUUUCUAAGUGAAAGAAAAAAAAGCAACACACUUAAUAUUCGAUAUGUUCAAUAAAUGUCGAGAAAAAGCGCGAUUCUUGAAGAAAUAAUAUAAUAAAUGGGCAGCAAUCGAGCUUUUUUUCAAUAUUUCUUAGUUUUUGUUGUAUAUUUUUUAUUUGUGUUAGCUUAGUUAAUAUUCUAUUAUCUUAUAUAUUAUUAAUAAAAUCAUCAUGGUCUUAUAUCUCGGUUAAAAGUCUCCUCGUUGUUUUAAAUUUAUUUAUAUAUUUUGUUUUUAUAUCUUCUCUGAUGAAAAAUUCGUACUUUUGAGGUCAGCAAAGGGUCUAUGUAUAUAUAUACAUAGCGUACGAUAAAAUGAAUCCAAAAACGAACUCGAGCGUGUCUUUCUAAACGACUUACUUGAAUUCGUGAUAUUCCUUUGUAAGUUACACAGUCGUGCAUUAAGGAGUUUCUUGGAUACUCGCCAUUAGCUGUCUUGUGCGAAUUGCACAAAUCAGUUAAAAAUUAAUAUAAUAUUAUUUUGAAGAAAAAAAUUUAUUUUAUUUUGACGCAAAGUGCAGGCAUUUUAAGCAUAUAUAUUUUUUCGCGUAUUUAAACGUCAUUUAUUUAAACGUCAAAAUGAUUAUCGCAAGUAUCCAGAAACACAUUAAUACUCUUGCAAUCAUCUAGAAUAUCGAACAUUAUAUAUCUAGAUGCUGUGCCUGUAUAAUAACCAUUCACAACAAACAAAAAUUUGGUUAACUACCUGAUAAUACAUUCGUUUUCGAAUACAUUUUAUGAUGUUUUA
Messenger RNA from Pseudomyrmex gracilis, 2601 nucleotides. RefSeq names its product suppressor protein SRP40-like. Bases 511 to 1785 code for a protein of 424 amino acids. The transcript has 3 exons. Gene Ontology annotation, cellular component: cytoplasm; nucleus; nucleoplasm. Gene Ontology annotation, molecular function: cyclin-dependent protein serine/threonine kinase inhibitor activity; 7SK snRNA binding. Gene Ontology annotation, biological process: negative regulation of cyclin-dependent protein serine/threonine kinase activity; negative regulation of transcription by RNA polymerase II. Lineage: Eukaryota; Metazoa; Arthropoda; Insecta; Hymenoptera; Formicidae. The record is from RefSeq and is a predicted model, not a curated record.